This is a messenger RNA of Triplophysa dalaica, 3049 nucleotides long. It is a transcript of the gene agfg2, whose product is annotated as ArfGAP with FG repeats 2. Bases 665 to 2077 code for a protein of 470 amino acids. The record is from RefSeq and is a predicted model, not a curated record. The transcript has 14 exons. Lineage: Eukaryota; Metazoa; Chordata; Actinopteri; Cypriniformes; Nemacheilidae. Gene Ontology annotation, molecular function: GTPase activator activity.
UUCAAACGUCAUACUGAAGGGGGUGAUAAAGCCUACUAGUGUCCACGAUAAAAUCUCAUGUUGCUGAGUAAACCUGAAAAUAAAUAAGCACAAAAUAAUGGCAACAUAGCCAUCAUGAACAAAAAAAUUGUUAAGCAGCUUAAUGCCGAUUUUUCCUGCGUCUUUUCGCUUACCGGGGGCAUUGUACACGGUUACUAGGAUCUUUCGUCUGGGUUUCUUUUCUCCACCCUCGAGAUUCUUUAAUGGAAAGGAAAGAAGGGUGCGCAACAGCACGGACUGUGCGCCCUGAGCGAUGUCUUUUUACAUGCGAACGGAUGUGAAUCAACGGACCGCGUUAGAAGAAGGAUGCUGUGGCCGUAAACACGGAUUUUUGCGCCCAGAGAAAGACGCAGCAAUGAAUAAAUAAUUACGGCGGUUGUAAAACGUGCACCGGACAGGCGGAUCGCCCAGUCGUUAAACCACGUUAAAACGCGGGGGACUACGCAUGUUAGAUUUGUUUCGCCCCUGCAUGAAAUAUCAGCCGCAUAGGCGCUGUUAUAAUGCGGGCGUGAGGAACAUAUUGGAUUAAAAAGGCUGUCGGGCUUAAAGUGCAAGGGUGGGCCAGUUAAGGGCUCUCCGACAACAUCUUUAGUUCCGGGGGUGUGUGCGACACUAGAGCACUGGCAUGUCGAACCGAAAGCACCGGGACAACCAGGAGGUAUGCGCCCGAAAGGUCCGAGAGCUCGCCCAGACGGGGGUGAACAAGCAUUGCUUUGAGUGCAAUCAGCCCGGGGUGACAUACAUUGAUAUCACAGUGGGCUGCUUCGUUUGCACAUCAUGCUCUGGAAUGCUGAGAGGACUAAAUCCACCCCACAGAGUUAAGUCUAUUUCCAUGACAACCUUCUCCCAACAGGAAGUGGAGUUUUUGCAAAACCAUGGCAACGAGGUUGGAAGGAGAACUUGGCUCUGCAUAUUUGACCCAAAAACAGACGGCUGUUUUGAUGCACGUGACACACAGAAGCUAAAAGAGUUCCUCCAGGAAAAAUAUGAGAGAAAGAAAUGGCAUUUCUCUAAAAGCAAGAUUCGCAGGGAUGCAGAGGCUCCAUGGGGUCCGGGUGUUCAGGCUGUUCCUGCUUCACAUGGUCCCGCUCAAAAUCAGCCUCCAUCUGGACAUUCUCAUAUUCCCACAAUCCGGCCCACUCGAACACUGUCCCAGUCUCAACUAUCAGUAUGGGACAGAGCUCCUGCUGUGUCUCCAGCUGAUAACCGUACUGAAGGGUUCACUACCAGACCCACCCGCUCUCAAAGCUUCAGAGACCCUCCCAUUAAAGACACCUUGUUGAGUGGAAUGGAGAGACAGAGACCAGGGACCAUUUCUUCAGGAGUUGGACCCCAGUGUCAUCUCUCCUCCUUUCCUGCCCUUCCACGUCCUUCAGCAAGCACCACUUUCAAAAACAGCUUCACUUUAGGUCGCACUUUGUCUACUGGGGCGGGCGCUCCAUUCAGAUCCUUCCCUAAAUCACUUAGUUUGGAUUUUGGAGGUCUAAGCCACAUCCAUAACACGCUAAGUACUGCUGCUCCGCCCACUGCAACUCAGGAUAAGUACGCAGCCUUAUCACAGCUUGACAAGGUGUUAUCAGACAACACUCCUGUCCCAGCUGUUUCAACAACUCCCUCUGAUGGACCCCCUCAGUAUAGCACCCUUUUUGGUAGCCGGCUGUCUUCAAGUUCCACCCCUGCAAGUUCCCCAGGAGUUCCAGAGGCCACCUCUGGAUCACAAACAUUUGCAAAUUUCCCAAACCCUUUCAGUUCUACAGCCAGUUGCACCCAGCCUGUUCUCUCUCCCAGUAACCCCUUCAAAAGCACAGCCACGGAUGACACCUCCUCCUCAGCUGUGUUUCACCAGUCUGUCUCUUUUCCUGCUCCCACCACCCAAAGUGCUUUCUCACACCAACAGUCUAGUAACCAGGAAACCAAUGGUUUUAACUCAUUUCCUGCACCUGAGUCUAAGCCCAAAGUCCCACGACCAAUGUCUGUCAACCCUUUUACUGGGAAUGUUUACCCUAGCAGAGGAGCUUCGCUGAACCCCUUCAUCUGAUCCUGAACCAGAGGGGGCUCAACCAGAUGAUAACAACACCCAACACCUGUCUGAUUUCUGACUUUGAGUUUAUGUCUGUCUGUUCUUGUAUGUUCAAUUCUGUGGAUGUUUGUUAUCAUAUAUUGUACAUGUUAUUGUUUGUACAAGCUGUGCGAGUGUGUGCUCUUUUUGUAUCAGAUGCUAUAAAUCAAGCUAUAUAUGCGUGUGUGUUUGUGUGUGUGGGUUUGCCAAAUAUCGGAAUGUUUUCUGAUAGCAGGAGAAACUCAGGUGAAAAGGUGUUUAUUAGAACCCUUACCAAUUACACACACACAUGCACACACACAAGCCGCUGCUUUAACUUUCAGUUACUGCCAAAUGAUAGUUUCUUGUGCCAACAAAACACAACAAAAACAGUAGCAUAUUUAAGUUUCGGAUUAUCUCAGUAAUGCAUUUGGUUUUUAGGAUCCAGCUGCAUGUUAAUGAGACGGCAUAAAUGACGCAGACGUUCCUUCACUUAUCUGUCUGUGUAUGUAUGCCGAGCUUAUUUCUCCAUAUUUUGACGUUGAUGUUUUUUUUACAUGUUUUUAAUGUAAUUGUGUGAGUAUUGUCGGACUGCAUGCGCUUCACAAGAGCGGGAAGCUGCUGAAUGUACUGCAAUUUCAUUUAUUAUGAGGGAUUAGUGUAUGGACCAAAAACUGUCUAAUACUGUCAUGCAUCCUGUAUAAUGUAGAGAUUGUUUAUUUGAAAACAGAUUAUAUAGAACGGUCUUGUAUUGAGCUGUAUCCAUAUACAUAAAGCUAACUGUUGUAUCAAUGUGAUUCUGUCUAUGUGAUGCAAAUCAAAUUGAAUUUGCUGCUUUUGGAUUUUAAUGCAAUAUCUUUUUAAAACAGCAUCAUUUAUAUUUUUCUGUGAAGAUCAAUAUCGCAUUAUGAAUGUAUUUGCACUCUAUGAACAUUAGGGCUUUCAAAUAUAAAUUAAAAAAUAUUAAUUUCA